Molecule: messenger RNA, 1939 nt
Organism: Pungitius pungitius (ninespine stickleback)
Lineage: Eukaryota; Metazoa; Chordata; Actinopteri; Perciformes; Gasterosteidae
Product: vasoactive intestinal polypeptide receptor-like
Exons: 13
Coding region: 71-1414 (447 amino acids)
Biological process (GO): adenylate cyclase-modulating G protein-coupled receptor signaling pathway; cell surface receptor signaling pathway
Cellular component (GO): plasma membrane
Molecular function (GO): peptide hormone binding; G protein-coupled peptide receptor activity; vasoactive intestinal polypeptide receptor activity
Source: RefSeq, a predicted model, not a curated record
GACCCUGUGGAGGAUGAUACCUCUGUUACUUAUUUUUGUUCGUUAAGGCUUCAUCUUACGCGGAACGGACAUGCCGGUGGCGGGUCGGAGCAGCGCGCUCAUCCUUCUCUCCUGCGCGCUCAUGCAGCCCGUGUUUUCCGCACACAGCCAGAUGUGUGACAUGGUGAAGGAGAUAGAAAAGGAGGAGGAGCUGUGUGAGGCUCAGAUUGAGAACAAAACGACAGGUUGCAGAGGAAUGUGGGACAAGAUCACCUGCUGGCCCAGUGCUGAUGUUGGACAGGUGGUCACCAUCCCUUGUCCAAAAUAUCUUUUCUACUUCUCCGGGGACGUUUCCACAAGUAACCUGUCAAAGACCUGCACUGAGACUGGCUGGACCCCAUUCAGCAUAGACUCAUACAUAUUGGACUGUGGAUACAAUCCCAACAACACAAUGGAUGAUAAUAAGUCGGGAGAGUUCUUUGGCGCAAUCAAAGUGGGUUACACGAUUGGUCACAGCGUGUCCCUCAUUUCUCUGACGAUGGCCAUCAUCAUACUGUGUCUCUUUCGGAAGCUGCACUGCACACGAAACUACAUCCACUUGCAUCUGUUUGUGUCUUUCGUACUGAAAGCUGUGGCGGUUUUCAUCAAGGACGGGGUUCUAUACUACGUCGCGGAGACAGACAGUUGCCAGUUACCUGUGAGCUGCAAGGCAGCGAUGGUCUUCUUCCAGUUUGGGGUCAUGGCGAGUUACUUCUGGCUGCUGGUGGAGGGCCUCUAUCUCCACACUCUGUUAGCCGUCUCCUUCUUCUCCGAGAGGAAGUACUUUUGGUGGUACAUCCUAAUUGGUUGGGGCGCUCCAACCCUUUUUAUCUCAGCGUGGGUGAUAACAAAGGCUUCUUCAAAUGAUCUUGGCUGCUGGGAGACAAUCGAUGACAAGCCAUGGUGGAUCAUAAAAACACCUGUUUUGGGAACCAUACUCGUCAACUUUUUUCUCUUCAUCUGUAUAAUCCGGAUUUUGCGACAGAAGAUGAAUUGCCCUGACAUCGGGAGAAAGGAAUCCAAUCAGUAUUCGAGGCUGGCUAAAUCCACUCUGUUGUUGAUACCUCUCUUUGGCAUAAACUACAUCAUUUUUGCCUUUAUCCCCGACCACAUCCAUCCACAAGUGAGGAUGGUGUUCGACCUCAUUUUGGGGUCCUUUCAGGGUUUUGUUGUUGCAGUUUUGUACUGCUUUCUGAAUGGUGAGGUACAGGCAGAGAUUAAGCGUAAGUGGCGGAGAUGGAUGCUUCAGAGGUUCCUGGGCGCUGACACCAAGUACCAGCAGCCCUCCAUGGGCAGCAACGGCAACAACUUCAGCACCCAGAUCACCAUGUUUACCAAAUGCAGCCCGACGACACGCCGAGCGUCCGAGUGUCAGGAGCACCUUUCUGCCACCUGAAACCAGUCUACGGCUCACUCCCCUCUCUGUUCACUUGGGUACGGUACCGUAAACACAUCUUCAGUUGAUAUUGGUUACUGGAGGCUAAUGGGACAUUUUAGUACUGACACUAAUGUUUGUUUAAUCCAUAACCAAAAGAAGUGGCAGGUGAUCAGAGUUUUUCCUUGUAAGCUUUUUAGGAGAGUCUGAAAAUAAGUUACGGAGCACGACACCUCUUUGGUAAAUGAGGUGAAUCAUUUCCUUAAAUGUGGUGAAUUCAUUUGCUUAAAAGAACAUUUUAAAACUAUAUUCUAUACUAUAAACUAGUUUGUUAUUCAAGGUAAAGCUUUGUUGAAAUCACAUGCUAAGUCAAACCUCCAACUGGCUGGCUGUAUGAAGACUUCCCCGAAUAAUAUCAACAAAGUCAUCGAUAACAAAAACACUACAAAACGCUGCGGGGACGAAAAGGGAAAUGGAGCUCAUGGCUCGCGUUGUUGAGCAAUUGCCGGACAGAGCCGGAGACGAGUCCUUAACGAAGCAAGAUGU